AUGGAGAACCCCAACAUCUCCCAACUCGGGACGGCGGACCCUGAGAGACAAUCCCUCGAUGCCACGAGGAAGGAAAAGCUCAGCGUCGACCACAUGGAGGUCACCGCGGACGAGCAGCUCGGCCACCUGGCCAACCAGGAAGAUCACGAGUUGGGCGUGUGGCUGUCUCUGAAAAGAUACCCGUGGUCGUGCGCCUGGUGCGUCUACGCUUGUUGGACCAUCAUCCUGGCGGCCUUCGAGGUCCAGGCGGGAGGGUCUGUGCUGGGGAUCCCCGAGUUCCGCAAGGACUUCGGCUCGUCCUUCGACGGCAACUACGUCCUGCCUGCCGAGUGGCAGUCGGCCUUCAACGCCGCCCCCGUGGCAUCAGCCAUCGUCGGCGUGCUGGGCGGCGCCGCCAUCGCCGACAUCAUUGGCCGUAAGUUUACCCUGAUCGGCGGGUUGGCCAUCAGCUUCGCGGCCAUCAGCAUCGAGUUUGCUGCGACGACGAAUCCGGUCUUCUUCGGUGGAAAGUUCUUGAACGGCUUUGCGGUCGGCGCUAUUCAGGGCGUCAUGACCACUUAUGUCGGAGAGAUUACACCACAUGCCUGGAGAGGCAUUUUCACAGUCGGCAUCGGCGUCGCUUUUGGUAUUGGCCCCCUCUUGGCCUUUAUCAUUGUCAAUUACACCGGCGACGUCGAUACUCGUUGGGCCUACCGGGUGGUGUUCUGCUGCCAAUACGGUUUCGCCGGUGUCUCCGCGAUCCUGUCUCCUUUCAUGCCCGAAUCUCCCUGGUGGCUAGCUUCAAAAGGAAAACCCGAAAAGGCGCUUAAGAGUCUCGCCAUGCUGGGCCAGAAAGGCGAGGAGGGCAAAAAGAGGCUGGCGCUGAUCCAGCUGACACUCGAAGAGAUCCGGCAGGAGACCGAGGGCGUCACUUACCUGGAAUGCUUCCGGCGGUCCAACCUCCGACGCACCAUCAUCAGCAUCGGACCCCUGAUCAUCCAGGUGCUGACGGGCAUCACCUUCGUCGCGGGAUACUUCACCUACUACCUCCAGCUGGCGGGCUACUCGGCCAAGGAGAGCUUCCGGAUCCAGAUCGCGCAGCCGGUGCUGUCGAUCGUGGGCAACCUCAUGGCGGCGUACCUGAUCGACCGGGUCGGACGACGCAACCUGACCUUCUACGGACUGGCGAUCUUGGUGGUACUGCUGUUCAUCGAGGGCGGGCUGGCCACGGGCGGCAGCCCAGGCGAGAUCAAGGGCACGGUGGCCAUAAUCCUGAUCUACAGCUGGAUGUACAACGUGUCGAUCGGGUCGACGGCCUUCUCGAUCAUGACGGAGACGGCCACGGCGCGGCUGCGCGUCAAGACCAUCGCCAUCGGCCUGGCCCUGCAGAACUCGGUCAACGUCAUGUGGCAGUUCGUGCUGCCCUACAUGUUCAACCCGGACAAGGGCAACCUCGGCGGGAAAGUCGCCUUCGUCUUCGGCGGGCCCAGCUUCCUCUGCCUCUGCUAUUUGUGGUUCUUCCAGCCCGAGACCAGUGGCCGCACCUACGAGGAGAUCGAUGAGAUGUUUGCCAAGCGCGUCCCCGCCCGGCAGUUCAAGUCGUACAAGACGGACGCCCAGGCGAAGGGUGAGGUGGUCAAGGACACCGUGGAGCUGCAAAAGCCCGUUGAUGCUUGA
Fonsecaea erecta is the source of this 1656-nucleotide messenger RNA. RefSeq lists its product as hypothetical. Gene Ontology annotation, biological process: transmembrane transport; carbohydrate transport. Bases 1 to 1656 code for a protein of 551 amino acids. The transcript has 4 exons. Gene Ontology annotation, cellular component: membrane. Lineage: Eukaryota; Fungi; Ascomycota; Eurotiomycetes; Chaetothyriales; Herpotrichiellaceae. The record is from RefSeq and is a predicted model, not a curated record. Gene Ontology annotation, molecular function: carbohydrate:proton symporter activity.